This is a messenger RNA of Bombina bombina (fire-bellied toad), 1764 nucleotides long. RefSeq names its product ATP synthase F1 subunit beta (gene ATP5F1B). The transcript has 10 exons. NCBI's taxonomy places the organism in Eukaryota, Metazoa, Chordata, Amphibia, Anura, Bombinatoridae. The record is from RefSeq and is a predicted model, not a curated record. The coding region runs from base 58 to 1635 and encodes 525 amino acids. Gene Ontology annotation, biological process: proton transmembrane transport; proton motive force-driven mitochondrial ATP synthesis. Gene Ontology annotation, molecular function: ATP hydrolysis activity; proton-transporting ATP synthase activity, rotational mechanism; ATP binding.
GAGCUGAAGCUUGUGAGUGCUCUCUCUGCGUUGCUUCUCUCCGCUGCAGACGUCGCCAUGUUAGGGGCUGUAGGACGUUGUUCAACCGGAGCUCUCCGGGCUCUUAAGCCAGUUUCUAGCCCAGUCCAACUAGGACAGAGCUUGCUCAGAGGUUCCCCUGCUGCCCUUUAUUCCCGGAGAGAUUAUGCAGCACAGACUAAUGCAGCAGUUAAGCCUGGCACAGCCACAGGUCGCAUUGUGGCUGUUAUUGGUGCUGUUGUGGAUGUCCAGUUUGAUGAGGGGCUGCCACCCAUCUUGAAUGCUCUGGAAGUGCAAGGAAGAGACACCAGACUGGUACUUGAAGUUGCUCAACACUUGGGUGAGAACACUGUUCGUACAAUUGCUAUGGAUGGUACUGAAGGCUUGGUAAGAGGCCAGAGGGUUCUUGAUGCUGGCACUCCAAUCAGAAUUCCUGUUGGUCCUGAAACUCUUGGAAGAAUUAUGAAUGUAAUUGGUGAACCAAUUGAUGAAAGAGGACCUAUUACUACAAAACAGGUUGCACCUAUCCAUGCUGAAGCUCCAGAAUUUGUAGAGAUGAGUGUAGAGCAAGAGAUCUUGGUAACUGGCAUCAAAGUGGUUGAUCUGCUGGCACCAUAUGCCAAAGGAGGAAAAAUUGGACUUUUUGGUGGUGCUGGUGUGGGCAAAACUGUACUCAUUAUGGAAUUGAUCAACAAUGUAGCCAAAGCCCAUGGUGGUUACUCAGUAUUUGCUGGUGUGGGAGAACGUACACGUGAAGGAAAUGACUUGUACCAUGAAAUGAUUGAGUCUGGUGUUAUCAACCUGAAAGACACAACAUCCAAGGUAGCGCUGGUAUAUGGACAGAUGAAUGAACCCCCUGGUGCCAGAGCUCGUGUUGCUUUGACUGGCUUGACUGUGGCUGAAUACUUCAGAGAUCAAGAGGGACAGGAUGUGUUGCUCUUCAUUGACAACAUUUUCAGGUUUACUCAGGCUGGAUCAGAGGUGUCUGCUUUGCUUGGUCGUAUCCCAUCAGCUGUCGGCUACCAACCAACACUUGCCACUGAUAUGGGUACCAUGCAGGAGAGAAUCACUACCACAAAGAAAGGGUCUAUUACCUCUGUGCAGGCUAUUUACGUACCUGCUGAUGACUUGACUGACCCUGCUCCUGCCACCACCUUUGCUCACUUGGAUGCCACUACUGUACUGUCUCGUGCCAUUGCUGAGUUGGGUAUCUAUCCUGCUGUAGAUCCUCUGGAUUCCACAUCACGUAUAAUGGACCCCAACAUUGUAGGACAUGAGCAUUACAAUGUUGCUCGAGGUGUGCAGAAGAUUCUGCAGGAUUACAAAUCUUUACAAGACAUCAUUGCCAUUUUGGGUAUGGAUGAAUUGUCAGAAGAAGACAAACUGACUGUGGCUCGUGCCCGAAAAAUUCAGCGUUUCCUGUCUCAGCCCUUCCAGGUGGCUGAAGUAUUCACUGGGCAUCUUGGCAAACUAGUACCCCUAAAAGAAACAAUCAAGGGAUUUAAACAAAUCCUUGAAGGUGAGUAUGAUCAUCUGCCAGAACAAGCUUUCUACAUGGUAGGACCUAUUGAAGAAGCUGUAACAAAAGCAGAGAAACUAGCAGAAGAGCACUCUUAAGAAUUCUUGCCCUUUUACCUUACGCACUCAUCAAGAACAUCCUCAAAGUAAACUGCUCCUGUCAAUUGGCUUGUGUCGGUUAAUUGUAUUUAACGUUUCCAAUAAAAUCUCUGUACAAAGACCAAAUAA